CACACUACCAGAGCUUUGAAACGUUGAUUUAAUUAUACUUUCCUGUGACUAUAUUGUGACAACCCUGGGUUUAUAAGCGAGGAAAUCGACCCUGCCGCACGAGCGUGCUUUUCGGAACAGUCGAUAGCGCGCCGGACCUCGGGCUAGAAGGUCGAGGGUUCGAGACCUGCUCCCUGCUGUUUCAUUACAAUAUUGUCUCACAUUCCUACCUGCAAAAGGACCACCCUAAAAUGAGUUAACAUUUAACUGUAUUUAACGGUCUGGCUUUUAUUUAACCCUAAUUUCUGCCUGAAGUAGAAUUCAACGCAAUUCCACAUCGGGUUGGUUUCCAUGUAACUGUAAUCUCUGCACAUUCACAAGAUCUAGCUAGCUUCAGUAGGCCUACUCAAACCACCACAGAUAGCCUAUCUGAUGCAGUUUCCAAGAUGGGCACUCACUACUGUUGACUUCUCUCUGCGACUGCUCACUGUGGCUCCAAAUACCUUAGGAAACAGAAGAACAGGACAGGGCGUUAGAUAACUCAACUUGUGGUUCACGUGGUCGCACUACUUGCCGGUCUGUCUGCCUUAGCUUCUGAAGAAAAUAAAUCAUGAGAUUGGCAGGGCCUCUGCGAGCUGUUGCUGUGCUGCUAUUGGUGGGCCUCACCUGGGUGUUAGCCAGCUCCAUACUUGGAGGGGACAGCAACUUGGUGGUCAAACACUUCUUCAGUGGGACAAACGAGGAGCCAACAGCUGAGCCUAAACCACACAGGUACAAGUGUGGUCUGUCGGCUCCCUGUCCUCAGAAACAUCUGGCUUUCCGCAUCGUCUCUGGAGCCGCCAACGUCAUUGGGCCCAAAAUCUGCCUGGAGGAUAAGAUCCUUGUCAGCAGUGUCAACAACAAUGUUGGUAGAGGACUAAACAUUGCUUUAGUAAAUGGGGUAUCUGGAGAGCUCUUGGACACAAAAUCAUUUGAUAUGUGGGCAGGAGAUGUUACUGACCUGUUGAAGUAUCUCCUACCUUUACAUGAGGGAACACUUGUGUUUGUAGCUUCCUUUGACGAUCCUGCCACAAAAUUAAAUGACGAGGCUCGUCGUCUGUUUGAGGAGCUGGGUAGCACAGCAGUGAGGGAGCUCACCUUCAGAGACAGCUGGGUGUUUGUAGGAGCCAAGGGCAUCGAGAACAAGAGUCCAUUCGAACAGCGUAUGAAGAACAGUAAGAACAGUAACAAGUACGAAGGCUGGCCUGAGUCUCUGGAAAUGGAUGGCUGUGUCCCCCUCCGUUCCCCUUCAGAGGGUUAAACACACUCUGCUUGUAUCCCUCCCUUCCUCCACUCUUCUCAGAUGAUGCUUAUGCCCUACAUGGAUCCAAUGCUUUUAAAUACUGGGAGUGUGCAAGACAAGUGCACACUUUGGGAGAAGGGUUGGAGAGUUGGAACGCAACCUGUUUCUAAGGACUAGAACCUUUUGAGAACGAAGGCCUCUGGUUCUAAGGACUAGCACCUUUUGAGAACGAAGGCCUCUGGUUCUAAGGACUAGCACCUUUUGAGAACGAAGGCCUCUGGUUCUAAGGACUAGCACCUUUUGAGAACGAAGGCCUCUGGUUCUAAGGACUAGCACCUUUUGAGAACGAAGGGCUCUGGUUUUAAGGAUUAAUGAGACUUGAGUAUGGUAUUGGUAUUGCACGACUACAGUUGGAUAAAUGAUGCUCUGUUACAAUAUCAUGUAACUACAGGGAGGUAAAGACUCUUACAAUACUUUUUUUUCCCUUCACUUUUUGUUAUUUUUGUCAAGUAACACGUGCUGCAAAGUACAUCUUCUCUUUAGUGGACUGACUCACUGUCACAAUGCUGGUAGCAAGCUGGCCUGAUGGUUGAUAUGCUAACUUGUUGAAGCAACUGUUUGGACUUGACAUUUGAACUAGGAAUUGAUUUAAGUGUUUGAGGCUCGAUGUUCCUGGGAAUGACCACGUAGGAGGACAUGGAUAUUUCAGAGACCAAAUGUUUGAUGCACAGAUAAGGGAAAAAUGUAUGCUGGAUAGAAAAAAAGAAAAUAUUAAAGAAGUAAUGUCUGUAAAACCCUGCAAAUGCACAGGAAGAGGGCAGAUAAUGCUGCCUAUAUGAACGGAAAUCGCAAACAGAAUACAAUUAGGAUUCACUAGCAACAUAUUAUUGCUGGCUGUUCUAGGAAGGAUAUUGUAUGUUAUGAUAAAUUAAAAUGCAUUAAUAUAUAUUUUGUAUGCAUAGUUUAAUAUAUUAAAUUGUAGAUUUCAAUCUAGUUGUGCUAGCCUGAGUGCCAGUCUGUUUGUUCCAUCAUGCCAACUCGUUGUCAUGUCAAACAUUUGGCUUGACAAGGUGGAAUGGAGUUGCCAGAAGCACAAACAGAUCUGGGACCAAGUGCUAAUAACCACCUUUUAUGUGAGGGUUACCCUGGGGUCAGAUGUGGGGCUACACCAAUGCCAUGAUUACUGUAUAUAUGUGAUGACCUUUGUAUGCUUGCAAUGCUCAGUGAUGGAAAAGUACUGGGUAAAUGGAGAUGUACUGCUUUAGUUCUCUGGCUGAGAAUUGUCUGCACCUGCUGACAGUCACACAGCCUCAAGGCCGAGAUAGUAGAGUGAGAAACCACAGUCUAUACAUGUUUUUCUAAUUUUAGAUACUUUGUAUCUAAUCCAAUGCAACAAUGUUAAGAUAUGAUUGACGGUAGGUUGUAUAAAGAGUGUUGUCUCUUGUUUCGCCACACAGAUCUUUACUAUAGAAUAUUGAGGUAUUCUGUGUGUGAAACUCUGUCUGCAAUUGCAUUUAAUUACUAAAUAGUUUUAUACCAA
This is a messenger RNA of Oncorhynchus mykiss (rainbow trout), 2801 nucleotides long. The record is from RefSeq and is a predicted model, not a curated record. Lineage: Eukaryota; Metazoa; Chordata; Actinopteri; Salmoniformes; Salmonidae.